Molecule: messenger RNA, 3273 nt
Organism: Phytomonas sp. Hart1
Lineage: Eukaryota; Euglenozoa; Kinetoplastea; Trypanosomatida; Trypanosomatidae
Source: the annotation of a GenBank genome assembly
AUGCAAGGGUAUAAUGAACAAAAAUUGUCUCGCAAAAUGUUGAGAAGGUACCGUUUCUUGCCAAAUUUUUUCAGCCCGAAAUCUCACAGAGCCUUCAAAUACGAUAGUUUUGAAGAGGAAGUCGAAGAUGAGGUUAUUGUUUUUAUGAAUGACCCGGCAAAAAACAAGGAAUUCAAAUAUCCUACGAAUUUUAUAUCCACUUCAAAGUAUACAUAUUGGUCGUUUUUGCCUGUCGGACUCUUUUACCAAUUUACUAAUAUUAGUAACUUUUAUUUUCUCAUUCACGUGAUAUUUUCACUAAUACCAGGUGUAUCCCCAAUUACCCCGAUAACUUCCAUUUUGCCAUUAAUGUUUGUGCUUUCAGUGGCACUUUGUAGGGAGGGUGUAGAGGACGUCUUUCGACAUCAGGCGGACAAACGAGUUAAUUCCUUGGUUGUUGAUGUCAUACGAGGAGGAAUGAUCGUCUCAAUACCUAGCUUCAGCGUGGUUCCGGGUGAUAUCGUUAGGAUCAGCAAUGGCGACGAGAUCGCAGCUGAUAUGAUUCUCCUUUCUUCCUCCAUGGAUGAAGGUCAAGCCUUUAUUGACACAUGUAACUUAGACGGUGAAACCAACCUAAAAAGUCGCAAAGCUCUAGAGGCUACUUGGAAUCUAACGAGUGUGGAGGAGUUCACAAAGAACUCCGCUGUUCUUUACACAACUCCGCCGGAUUCCGGUCUUUUGUCAUGGAUGGGAGUGAUUAACUUAAACGGGACUGAGAACUCUAUGUCAUUAGAACAAUUUCUCUACAGAGGUUGUAUACUGAAAAACACAGAGUGGGCAUGGGGUAUGGUGGUCUACACUGGUGUGAACACCAAACUGUUUAAAAAUCUGAAGAAAAAGCCUUUUAAGUCAUCAAGUCUCAAACGUAAGAUGGACCUGAUUAUUCUAAUAAUUUUUAUUAUGCAGAAUAUUAUCCUAUUCACGUUCUGCAUUAUGGCAUAUCGUUGGUACUCUAAACGAACCCAUGUCUGGUACUUAUCUUUCUACCUUCCUCAUGGCACUAUGCUCAAGUACAUUUGCUUUCGCUAUUUGACCUACAUUAUUUUGCUGAGUUAUCUUAUCCCUAUCUCACUUUUUGUGACAAUUGACUUGUGCAAGGUCGUUCAGGCCUACUGGAUGCGAGUGGACUAUGCCAUGAUGGAAUGCAUUGAUGGAAAAAUCAGAGGUUGCAGAGUUAACACUUCCAACCUUAACGAGCAGUUAGCUUUGGUUAAGUUUAUCUUCACCGACAAGACUGGAACCCUUACGGAAAAUGUCAUGCAAUUUAAGUGCGGUGACGCUCUUGGCGUUAGUAUUGGCAGUGAUAACUUAAAUAGAAUAUUUGCUGAGCUAGAUCCUUUUAGUUCGGAAUAUUCGGCAGUUUAUGAGUACUUUCUGUCAUUGGCGUUGUGUAACACUAUCCACAUUUUCAAGACUGAGGACAAACCUCUUGAAGUCAGAUAUGGGGGUCCAUCCACAGAUGAAAAAGCAUUGGUAGAGGCUGCUGCUGAGGCAGGCUUUCGAAUGGUUCAUCGUACCAUCCGGUGUAUCACGUUGGAAAUUGGGGCAAGGAAAAGGGAGUUUAACAUUCUCGCUACGCUAGAGUUCACACCCGAGCGUAAGAUGAUGAGCAUCAUUGUUGAAGAUGCAUUGACCGGUAAAAUAACUUUAUUUAAUAAAGGCGCUGAUAGUUUUGUUAAACCUCAACUUAGUCAUAUGGCGCAUGUUCAGGAUAAUUUUGAGAAGGCGGAGAUCGCACUAAACAAUGCAGCCUCGAUGGGUCUUCGAACGCUUUUGGUGAGUGCUAGGGAUUUGAGCCUUAAGGAAUUCGAGAGGUGGCACAAACGGUACGAGGAGGCGAGCAAAUUGUUACAAAACCGUAGCGAGGCAGUUGACAGUGUUUGUUUGGAGAUCGAGCGGGAUAUGCGAUUGAUUGGCAUGACGGCCAUCGAAGAUCGUUUGCAGGAUGAGGUACCGGAGACACUAUCCUUUUUCCUCAAGGCAGGGGUGUUGAUUUGGAUGCUGACCGGAGAUAGACGUGAGACAGCUGUCGCGGUUCAGGCAACCACCACUUUGUUGGACCCUCGAAACGACUUUAUCGACCACAUUGACAUUGGCUCCCUUGACCCCUCACAACCUGAAGCAAGGAACAAAGUGCGUGCUGAUUUGAAGGUUAUAGAAAUGCAUCAGAAAAUGAAGGGUAAAUUUCCAGGGAAGCGCUGUACCUUCGUGGUGGACGGCGUAGCCUUGACAAUAGCUAUGAAACACCACUAUCAGUUAUUUUUGCAUGUUUCUCAGAUAGCUGACUCCGCUAUAUGUUGCCGGCUUACACCUUUACAGAAGGCAAGUGUUGUGCGCAUGUUCCAGAAAGAGACCGGGAUGACGGCUCUAGCCAUUGGCGAUGGUGUUAACGACGUGGCCAUGCUCCAGGAAGGACGUGUGGGGGUUGGCAUUAUUGGGUUGGAGGGGGUACAGGCCGCUUUAGAGUCUGAUUAUGCGAUUCCUCGUUUCAAGCACCUGCGUCGGCUCUGUGCAGUUCACGGGCGGUAUGCGCUCGUGCGCAACUCUAGUUGCAUCUUUACAAGUUACUAUAAAAAUUUCACUUUAGCCAUCCUUCAAGUCAUAUUCGCCUUCUAUACUGGGUUCUCAGGGAUGUCGCUAUUCGACGGAUGGCUUUUGAUCCUUUAUAAUAUAGCACUUACUGCCUUACCACCAUUUCUUUUGGGAAUUCUUGAAAAGGAUCUGCCCGAGAAAAUUUUGCUAAAUGAACCGAUUCUUUUCUCUUCAUUGGUGCGUGGCCAGUAUUUCAACAUUAGGAUACUGUUAUCAUGGAUAGUAGAAGCACUUGUUCUGGCAUUUCUUAUUUUUUACACAGCUUAUCCCAUUCUGCACUCAUCUAUUGGGGGUCGCACAAUUUUUAUAACUGGAUCUGUCGGUAGUGCUAUGAUUUAUAUGGGAUUAAUUUUCUGCGUGUUAAUGCGCUUCACCCUUAGCAUUCGCUAUUGGAACUCCAUUCAAGCUUUUGGUAUAUUGUUUUCAUUUGGAUUCACUAUAGUGAUCAUUAUCAUUUAUUCAGGGAUUCCAAUUCUGUUUGAUUCUCCGACAGUGUACUGGUGUAUAUACAACUUAGCAAGUAGUGCAGUUUUUUGGGGCUAUCUUUUGCUAUGGAUCAGUAUUUUGACAGGUGUAUUGCUGAGUAUUUUCCACUACAAGAAGCGUUUUUUUCGAAACACAUAUGGAUCCUGUUGCUUUUGA